GGCAGGCCGCCUUUCUGCAAGCGGGUCCCUGGAUCACAGGAGCAGCCCCCGCUCUUGAGAGCUUUGGGGAAUUUUCCUGGGUCGGGUCUGGCUCCGGGCAGGGGUUUCCAGGCUGAUGCGUGAGUCGCCCGCCCUGUCUGCCAGGUGACUUGUGCUCAGAAGCAUUUUGAGGUUCCGGAGAGGGUCCUUGAUGCCCCUGAAAUUACUGAUGAAUUGGAAUGUGUUUGGAGGGGUGCCAUACCUGGGGGGCCCCCAGAACAGAUAGGGCUUUUGAGCCGGGUCUCCCGUGGACGCUUGGCUUUCAGGUCUGAAGGGAAGCACCUGGCUUCUUCCACCCUUCAGGGCUGUGCCUUCUGUGGGGUGCAGAUUGGGCCUGCAGUUGGAGCUAACACUCGGGAAGAGGGAGGAGGUGCUUGGCCAAGCCCCUGGCCCACCUGGCAGCCCCAAGAUGGGGCCUUGGGAGGAGCUGUGGCAGUGGCACCUUGGGGGAUCAGGGGUGAGGCUGGCAUUCCUAUGAGCUCAACUCCAGAACGUCAGGGAGGCAGAUGGGAGUUGAGAUUCUCAGGGGGCCAUGUUUCCCGGGGUUUCUGUGAGCUGGGUAGGGAAAGAGGCUGCGUUAUGAGGCAUUUUUUUUGCUCCCAGAAACUUUGACACAUUUUGAAAACACAGAACCCCUGAGGCAGUUGAAUCUCUUGGGAAAGGAAGGGGAGAGGGUAUAAGGCUUAUUAGAACCGGGUAGUGGAAGACUUCCUGGAGGAGGUGGCUGAGCUGAGACUGAAAGCAUUAAGCUUUGGGGUCAGACUCUGACGUGGAGUUGAGGUUUCCUUCAUAAAGUUGACUGUGUGUUCUCUUCCCCAGCCCUGUCUGCUUCCUCUUACAGUGGGUGUCCAUGUUUGGUUACAAAUGGGGGCACAGAGCGGCACAGAGCCUCUGCCACCCCCUCGCUGAAGGGAAGAGGACUGUGGUUUGUGGGGAAGGUGUCUACAAGUUGCAGAGAUCUGGCCCUCUCCCAGGGUUCACUUAGGCCUCAGUGGGAAGCAGGUCAGAGCCCCCCUGGGGACCAGUGAGGUGGGGCACAGUCCUGGGCGCCUGUCCUUGAAUGGGCGAGGCUGGGCUCCCGGGGCGGAGGUGCUCAGAUCCCUCCCAGGAGACAGAACUGGUUUGUCUGAAAAGGUUUCUUCUGUGCGUGUGUGUUUCCCGCUGUCUUUUGUUCCGGCCAUGCGAGAGAAGUGGCUUGUUUGGGAAUAGUUAUUUUCUGGUUUUCGCUCUUUUUCUCUUCUCUUUCUUGAAAGGCAUAAAAUCCCUUUUGGGCUUAAUUAUGGGGGCCAGUAGAGACAGUUCCCCACGGCCAGGCGGAGCGGGUGGGGGCGGGGGAGGUGCUAACUGCCAGGGUGAUGUCACUCCUGGCCGCCCGCCACGCGGAGGGUGGAGCCGCCGAAGUCUACCUGUGGCUCUGCAAAUAGUGGCCACCAAUGUGCCCCCCGAAGAUCAAGACAGCUCUGGGGAUGACUCUGACAACUUCUCUGGCUCGGGUGCAGGUGCUCUGCCAGAUAUCACCCUGACACGGCAGCCCCACCCCACCUGGAAGGAUCUGGGGCUCCUGCCGGCCACACCCACAGCCCCCGAGCCUACCGACAGGGACACCAUCGUCACCUCCUUUGCCCUGCCGCCCGGAGGGGGCUCAGAGGGUGAAGAGGCAGAGCACGUGGUCCAGGUGGAGCCUGGCUUCACCCCCUGGGAGAAGGAGAGCACCCACCCCUCCCACGAGACCACACAGCACCCGACCGCCCAUCGGACGUCGACAGCGAGGGCCGCCACGGCCCCGGGGCCAGCCACCUCCCACCCUGACCACCACGAGACCACACCUUCCGACCGAGCUGGCCAGCACGGCCCUCAUGUUCACAGCCUGGAUGAAGAAAGUCCUUCUGCCACCGAGAGGGCCACCGAAGACGGCGCCUCCAACCAGCUCCCAGUGGGAGAGGGCUCUGGGGAGCCGGACUUCACCUUCGAUACGGCCGUGGAGAACUCGGCUGGGGCCGGCGUGGAGCUGGACCGGCGCAACCAGCUCCCCGUGGACCACAUGGUCACGGGCACCUCACAGAGCCUCCUGGACAGGAAGGAAGUGCUGGGAGGGGUCAUUGCCGGAGGCCUGGUGGGGCUCAUCUUUGCCGUGUGCCUGGUGGGGUUCAUGCUGUACCGGAUGAAGAAGAAGGACGAGGGCAGCUACUCCUUGGAGGAGCCGAAACAAGCCAACGGCGGGGCCUACCAGAAGCCCAGCAAGCAGGAGGAGUUCUACGCCUGACGGGAGCGGCUCCCCUCCCCCGCCACUUGCUAGGCCCCCAUUUGCCUCUUCCAUGAAGAACCACAGGCCCUGCCUCCCUGCCACCACACCGCAGAGCCGGGGCUCCCUGGAGGCUCUCCUCUGCUUCUCUGACUUCUGCCUGGGGACUUGGGCGCGAGGGCUUUCUUUGUAUGACCUUUCCGCCACAGCCAGGCCCUGGUGUCCCACCGUUCUGACUCAGUUUCUCCAAACUGGUGCCGCCUCUCCCUAGCCCAGCUCUGGAGACACAGAGGACUCACCCCACUCCCUUGGACCUGGACAGCCCGGUGGGCUGGAAGAUGCUGUGCUGAGGGCUGAGCUGACACAGCUGUAGCACUUACUGGCAGAGACCCAAAAAGACCUAGGGGGCCUGGACACCCGAGCAGCAGGGAGGGGUGGUCCGGCUCGCCUGGUCCGGCUCACCUGAUCCAGCUCACCUGGUCUGGCUCACCUGUCUCGUCGGCAUCAGUUGGCUUUGUGGGGGUCUAAUUUAGAUAUCAACUUGUUUUUGCACAUGUUUCCGCUAGUUUCUUUGUUCAUAGCCCGUAGACUUUGUUACUUCUGAGGUAAGUUAAGUAAGUUGACUUGGCUCCCCAUCUGGCUCCCCUAAUCGACGGUCAGGAGACAGCAUCAGGGUUAAGAAAACUUUUUUUUUUUUUUAAACUAGGCGAUCCGAAUCUGGAAGCCAACAUGUAGGCAUCAUUUGUGUGUUUUCUCUGAGUUUGUCGCUCACGUGUGCAACAGGGUACGGAAUCUGUUGAGUGGCCCCGUUGGUGGGCUGGCUGACCCGGCUGCCGUGGGCAGUCACACCCAUGUCCAUGAACUUGGAGCCACGGCCACUCCUGGUGUCAAGGACUCCGUGUGAGAAUUGAAUCCUGGCACCUCGGGCUGGGAAUGGAGGAGAGAGGACUGUGGGGUGGGGGAGGUGGGUCCAGAGGGUCUCCAUAGACCAAGCCCUUCCUUUGGGGCCACCUGGGGCCGUUUCUUCUGGAAGGUGACGACAGGCGUCCUGGGCACACCUGGCGCCGAGCUGCUCCCUGCAGCCCAGGUCACUUUUGAUUCGCUCCUGCGGCCCCACCCUGGGCUGGAUUCAAGAAUGUUUCCAAAGAGUCAUAGUCUUUUGCUUUUGGCAAAACUCUACUUAAUCCAAUGGGUUUUCCCCUGUACAGUAGAUUUUCCAAAUGUAAUAAACUUUAAUAUAAAGUGGUCACGUGAACGCUACUCGUUUGCGUCCCUGUGCGGGUUGUGUGGACGUGACCAGCCUUUUUCUCUAAACAAGGACAGUGGGGAAUGCGGCUAAAAACUCUUCCCUGUGGGGAGGGAUUCUGGGCCAGCCUCCCUCUGGGUUGCUGGGUUUUUUGUUUUUGCUCAAAUGCUGGAGGGCAGUAGGCUUAGCCAAGGUUAUAUAAGGCCUGAUGUUGAUUUUUGUUGCCAAACUCGAAGCACCAGCUCCUCGAUGGCUAAAGAAGCACAGCUUGGCCUGAGGCCACUGGCCCCGGAGGCCUGGACUUUGAGACACCCACCUCUGCUAGGACCACAGCCCCGCCGGGGCGCCUGCAAACUCCUGUGCUUGCUUAUUUAACUCGACUGCGUUCCAGCUUCUCUGCUGGCGGCUCCGGGAGGGACCCACCUGUACUGUGAGAUGCAUUGCCUCGCGGGGAACCUGCACCUGUGUUCAGUCCUGGGACUUUCUGCUUGUGUGACAGGACACGACCUGGUAGGGAAGGGGUCCGUGACCAUGGUCCAUAGGACAGUGCUGAGCCUGUGGCUGCGCCCCUUCUUGUAACCGUAAUAAAUGGUACUUGUCACUUCGG
Molecule: messenger RNA, 4134 nt
Organism: Talpa occidentalis (Iberian mole)
Lineage: Eukaryota; Metazoa; Chordata; Mammalia; Eulipotyphla; Talpidae
Gene: SDC1
Product: syndecan 1
Exons: 5
Coding region: 1100-2302 (400 amino acids)
Biological process (GO): cell migration
Cellular component (GO): membrane; cell surface
Source: RefSeq, a predicted model, not a curated record